AUGUACUUCUCCUACAAGACUAUUGCCGUCAUGGCUUCUUUAAUGACCUUGGGCCUCGCCGCCGACCCUCUGUCUUUCACUUCCUGGCCCAAGGAUCCCCUCGAAGCUGGAAAGCCUGUGACUCUAACAUGGACUGGUGCCGCUGAAGAUAAACCUGUGAUCAUCCUCCUCCGCCAAGGAAGCUCAGGUAACUUGAAGGACAUGAAGGCCAUCACCGAUCAGGGCAAGGACGGUUCCUUCACCUGGACCCCUGAUAGCGACAUCAAAGAAGGACAAACCUAUGCAUUCCAAAUCACACAGGGUGACCAGACCAACUACACUGCCCUCUUGAAAUCAGGUGGCAAGCCAAUGGUCGACGAGCCUAAAGAGAAUGAGACCAUCCCGAGCACUGGCACCACUACUGGUGGCACCACCACUACUGCCGGCACGACUACUGCUGGCACAACUACUGCCGACACGACUACUACUGGUACAACUACUGCUGGCACAACUACUGCUGACACAACUACUGGCACUGAUACUACCCCUCCUCCCAACACCCAGACGACCGAACAAAGUACCCAAACGACCCCAACACCGCCAACCACCCUGACCAGUACCGGUAGCAAGGCUCUGAUCGGUUCCUCUGCACCUCCAUCCGGCAGCCCUUCUGGCAGCCCAUCUCGUUCGGCCAGUGCCACCUCCACAGAGACCUCAGGGCCUACCGGAACUGAAAUCAUCAACCACAAGGAGGCAUCAGCUACCGACGGUGCGCAGAGUGGUGCGGUUUCGACAGCCACAUACUCUGUGCAAUUAGUGAUGGGUGUCGUUGGUCUGUUGGCCUAUCUUGUGUAG
Messenger RNA from Penicillium paradoxum, 834 nucleotides. RefSeq names its product GPI anchored serine-threonine rich family protein. The record is from RefSeq and is a predicted model, not a curated record. The transcript is spliced from 2 exons. Bases 1 to 834 code for a protein of 277 amino acids. Lineage: Eukaryota; Fungi; Ascomycota; Eurotiomycetes; Eurotiales; Aspergillaceae.